Molecule: messenger RNA, 2697 nt
Organism: Sesamum indicum (sesame)
Lineage: Eukaryota; Viridiplantae; Streptophyta; Magnoliopsida; Lamiales; Pedaliaceae
Gene: GALT1
Product: galactosyltransferase1
Cellular component (GO): Golgi membrane
Molecular function (GO): carbohydrate binding; galactosyltransferase activity
Source: RefSeq, a predicted model, not a curated record
AAGUCACACGCUUUCAUUUUUUCCCAUUCAUUCCCUCUCUCUCUCUCUGUCUCUCUCUCUUAGUAGAGUACUAGUAAUCUUUCAUUGGAUUAUAAACAAAACAGAGGAGAGAGGAGAGCAGUUUCUAGUAGGCACCUACUGCUGCUGCUGCUGCUACUGUUGUUGUCGCUGGUUAAACAUUUGCAGUAAUUGGUUUUGGUUUUUAAUAUUUGAAUUGAAAGCGGUAAUGAAAAAGCUUAAUGACCACCUGGAAUUGAAUUAAUUAACCAACUCAGAUAUCUGGGGAACCACCAAACAGUAGGUGUUUGGGUUUGGCGUAGACUUGAAGUUGAGGUUUUGAAGCCCGAACGACACGGUUCAAAAAUCAGCGUCUUCGCUUUCUAAAUCACGGCUUUGGAUUGUGGUACAACGAGAUACCGUUUUCUAUUUAUUUCCUCUUGUUCUUUAGGGUUCAACUAUCAUGAAAUCAAGGUCUAUAUGAGUGGUCACGUCCCGUAAAUGAGCGGAAAUGAAGAAAUGGUAUGGUGGUGUUUUGACCACAUCUUUCUUGAUGUUACUUGUUCUUGGAUAUUAUAUAAUUAAAAAUCCCAUCAACGAGAACUACUUCACGAGUCCUCUGAACUUCAAUGGGACAAAUCCUCUGGAGUGGAUAAACGCGGGUGCUCCACCUGCACUUUCCAAUCCACAAAUUACACAUCAAGUGGUUUCUGCUGAAGCUAUUGUAGCUGAGUUCUUUACUCAAAGGAACUUGUCAAAAGAAGAACAAAGUUCUUUGCAGACAUGGAACCGUUUGAAACACUUGGUUACACAUGCUCAGGGAUUACCUAAUGCUGUUGAAGCCAUUAAGGAAGCUGGUGCUGCAUGGAAAAAUCUGAUUACCUCUAUUGAAGAAGAAAAACUUCAAAGUAAUGGAAGUUUACCAAAGCCUUCUUGGUGAUUUCCGAGUUGACUUGACUGGUGAACCACUUCCAGGGGAGCCAGAUCCUCCUAUUAUUUUGCACUAUAAUGUUAGACUCCACGGUGAUAAAAUAACUGAGGAUCCUGUAAUUGUUCAAAACACCUGGACUAUUGCCCAUGACUGGGGUGAAGAGGAGCGCUGUCCAUCUCCUGACAGGGAAAAAAUUAAAAAAGUGGAUGAGCUGGACCAGUGCAAUGAGCUGGUGGGUAAAGAGAAUAACCAGAUGAUCAAAGCUUACCGACAUGCUAAUGGAUCAAGAAAGAUUUCUAUGGUGCAUGAUGGGAAACCAAGAAAGUACUUUCCUUUCAAGCAAAAUGACUUAUUUGUUGCCACACUCAGAGUUGGUUCAGAAGGGAUUCAAAUGACAGUGGAUGGAAAGCACAUAACUUCAUUUGCUUUCCGUGAAGCUUUGGAGCCAUGGCUUGUUAGUGAAGUGAGAAUUUCUGGAGAUAUAAAUUUAAUAUCUGUUGUGGCCAGUGGCUUACCGACAUCAGAGGACUUAGAACACAUAAUUGACUUGGAAGCUCUUAAAGCUGUUCAAUUACCUCAUCAAAGACAGCUGAACCUCUUCAUUGGUAUUUUCUCCACCGCCAACAAUUUCAAGCGUAGAAUGGCAGUUCGAAGAUCCUGGAUGCAGUAUCCUGAAGUACGGUCAGGACAGGUUGCAGUUCGUUUCUUCGUUGGUCUGCAUAAAAACCAGAUGGUGAAUGAGGAGCUCUGGAAUGAGGCACGGACUUAUGGAGACAUCCAGUUGAUGCCUUUUGUUGACUAUUACAGUCUCAUCACAUGGAAGACCAUAGCCAUCUGCAUCUUUGGGACUGAGGUUGUAUCAGCUAAGUUUAUCAUGAAGACGGAUGACGACGCAUUUGUUCGUGUAGAUGAAAUUUUGAAUUCUUUAAGGAGAACCAAUGUGACUCAUGGUUUGCUCUACGGCCUCAUCAAUUCAGACUCACAGCCUCAUCGGAGUCCAGACAGCAAGUGGUAUAUUAGUCCUGAGGAAUGGCCUGAUGACAAAUAUCCACCUUGGGCACAUGGUCCUGGUUAUGUCGUCUCAAGUGAUAUAGCAAGGACAAUUUCCAAGAAACACAGAAAGGGACACCUAAAGAUAUUCAAACUAGAAGAUGUUGCCAUGGGAAUCUGGAUUGCGGAUAUGCAGAAGAAGGGACUGGAAGUCAGAUAUGAGAAGGACGAGAGGAUUUUUAAUGAUGGUUGUAAGGAUGGUUAUGUUGUUGCCCAUUACCAAGGCCCCAGAGAGCUCCUUUGCUUGUGGCAAAAGAUUCAAGAGACAAAACGUGCUUUUUGCUGUGGCGAGUAACUAUCUUGUUUAACAUGCAAAAUGGUUCGAUCAUAUACUGAAACUAGUUGGCUCCAAGGACAACUACUUGUGAUAGUAUCUAGAGGAGAAUAAUGAUGGAGGUGGGUUUCAGUCUUGACAGGAAAGUAUCGGUUCCACGCAAUGGAAGAGUUAACAUAGUUGUAGAAGUAGGAGAUAUUAUGCAUAUGGUUAGAGCAUAGAAUUUACUAAUGCGUAUUACUUUGCCGUUCCAUUUUUGUCGCAACAAUGAGGGAGUUGUAUCAUAUGUAUAGAGAGGUAAAGAGAUGCGAGUGAAGUGUGGCUUUAUGUGGAUCAGUAGAGAUUAACCAAGAGCAAUUGGUUAUGUGAUAUUGUUGUGUAGAUAAAGAAAUCAUAAUUGUUUUCAGUAUUCAUCUAUUCUUGCUUAAUCUUGUUUGACGUCAAA